Messenger RNA from Neurospora crassa OR74A, 1388 nucleotides. RefSeq names its product sco1. Gene Ontology annotation, molecular function: copper chaperone activity; copper ion binding. Gene Ontology annotation, biological process: mitochondrial respiratory chain complex IV assembly; intracellular copper ion homeostasis. The transcript is spliced from 3 exons. Gene Ontology annotation, cellular component: mitochondrial inner membrane. The record is from RefSeq and is a predicted model, not a curated record. Bases 203 to 1051 code for a protein of 282 amino acids. Lineage: Eukaryota; Fungi; Ascomycota; Sordariomycetes; Sordariales; Sordariaceae.
GUUAAGCACAGGCCGUGCCGACUGCCGCCCGCAUUGCGCGGGGAGAUUUUGCGCUGCAAGCCGUCUGGAGUCCGCACUCCUCCGUUAGCCCUCCAGGUCACCUCGCCGGUCAUUUGUCAUCCGGUCCGCGUCUGAGUUUUGGAAGUCAACAUUCGAGAAUCCACUCUGAUUGUCAACCACGACGAACAAUACCACCGCGCGAAUGAACAUGUCGCACGCCAUUGCGCCCAUGCGCACCUUUUCCAGUGUCCUCUCCAGGACCCCCGCGAGGCAAUGCCAGCGGUUCAUCUCGACAGCUACAACCACCCGGCCUACCGUCCCGAGACUCCAAGCCCAGCUCCAUCAGCCAGUGGCGCAACGCAGAACUUAUAAGACCGUCGAGGAAGCAAAGAGCAAAUACCGUUCGGGACCCUUUUCCUGGAAGGCCGGCCUUCUCUUCGUCCUCACCGGCGCCGGCUUGCUAUGGUACUUUGAGCACGAGAAGCAGCGCAUGCAGCGCAAGAGGAUAGCCGAUGCGACCAAGGGUGUUGGCAGGCCAAAGGUCGGCGGCCCGUUCGAGCUGAUCGACCAGAACGGCAAGCCCGUGACGGAGAAGGAUCUCAAGGGUCGCUAUUCCUUGGUCUACUUCGGCUUCAGCCACUGCCCCGACAUCUGCCCCGAGGAGCUUGACAAGAUGGCGGCCAUGUUCGAAAAGGUGGAGGCCGAGCGUCCCGGCGCUCUCAAGCCUGUCUUUGUUACCUGCGAUCCGGCGCGCGAUACCCCCCAGGUGCUCAAGGAGUACUUGGCCGAGUUCCACCCCCUGUUCAUCGGCUUGACGGGCACAUACGACCAGAUCAAGGCCAUGUGCAAGGCGUACCGCGUCUACUUCAGCACUCCCUCCAAGGUCGAGCCUGGCCAGGACUACCUCGUCGACCACAGCAUCUACUUCUACCUGAUGGAUCCCGAGGGUGAUUUCGUUGAGGCCCUUGGCCGCCAACACUCGCCUGACCAGGCUGCCAAGGUGAUCUUGGACCACAUGAAGGAUUGGCAGGGUAAGUGGAAGAAGGAUUAGGCGGACAUCUGGCUUUAGUACAAAAGUAAAAGAUACAGAGUGUAGAAAACGUGUACGAUACAUCGACUGCGGUACUUAUACAUUGAAGGAGUUCUUCUGUCGGGCAGCGAUACCGAGCGAUGGUGCCUCAAAGUUCUUGGAUAUGCGUCGGGCGGGCUCGGAUCUCUUUUGUCACUUUAGACAAUUUCGGGUUCUUUGCGCAUCCCGGUCUUCAAGCAUAACAAGAUGGGCCAGUUGGGCUCGAUGACCAAGUCGAAUGCUUAAUGGUAUGUUAGAAUACGAACUAAGGUCCUUAGCGACCUUGCAGCUACAAGCCAACUUGUAAGGCAACCUUAAC